Molecule: messenger RNA, 255 nt
Organism: Arthroderma uncinatum
Lineage: Eukaryota; Fungi; Ascomycota; Eurotiomycetes; Onygenales; Arthrodermataceae
Exons: 2
Coding region: 1-255 (84 amino acids)
Source: RefSeq, a predicted model, not a curated record
AUGAAACCUGUCGAGAUCUGCGCCAACCCGGAGACGCUACCGUUUCUGGCAAAUCGGGCGCGUGUGAGCAUCACCCAGGAGGACGAGGUGGAACAACGGUGGAUGGCGUUGAGGAUGGAGCAGACGAGGCAGAUGAAGCAGACAAAGCAGAUGAAGGAGGAUACGGUUGAAAUGAGCUCGUCGGCCAACAAUCGAGACUCGAAAGGCAUCGUGGAACUCUUGACUCCCGCCCCGAUCUUCGGCUCGCGCGCAUAA